This is a messenger RNA of Plenodomus lingam JN3, 717 nucleotides long. The record is from RefSeq and is a predicted model, not a curated record. Lineage: Eukaryota; Fungi; Ascomycota; Dothideomycetes; Pleosporales; Leptosphaeriaceae.
AUGCCUCCUGUGCGAAAGCAGCCACCACUCGAGUGUCGGAGCGUGGCCGAGUCCCGUGUUGAACUCCAAAGUCGUCGCAGCUGUCUCCGCCACAAGCCACCAGGGCAGGCGAAGCAGCAUGACUGGCGGCUUGCACUACCCGUGUACCACACCAGUACUACCCAACGUCACUACUCACAUAAGCAGGCCUCAGACCUCGCCUAUCCUCAGGGCCGGUGGCAUUGCAGCUGCCGGCCUCAUAUCUGCAUUGGGACGGAGCCGCUGUCUCUCGGUGGCAAUCCAGAAGGCUUCCCGCGAGCUGUUUGCCAGGCCUUCUUAGCCGCAUCUACCGUUGUAAUCUCUCUCGUACCCUACCGUCCCUCUGUACUCUGCUCAACCGUCACCUUCUACAUGCAGUCGAAUCACUGUUGGUGGAGGAGAGCUCGCCCUGCAAUGUACCGCUACCGCCACCGCAACUUGCACAGCCCGCUUGCAUUUCUUCCACAACUGACAUCGCCAUGCUUGGGUCUUGGAGCGUGCGCCGAGUUCCACACUGUUGGGCCAAGUGCUUGUGCAUUUGCUGAUCGCCUCGCUUUGGUUCGUCUUGUUCCUGCUGCGUUAAACUGUCUGCGUCCUUUGAUGCUGCAUGCAGACCUUGCGACUGUACCGUAUAACCGGUGGCGAACAGGUGGGCUAAAGAGGCUAGGCCGAUUACGCCUGGAUUGGAGCCAAUCAUAG